UCAGCUAACCCACUGAGGUUAUCAGUUAUCUUGGUCUUCGACUCUUCGAUCGUUAAAUUAGGGUUUGUUUCAAAGGAGGAAGAAGAAGAAGAUGGCAGUGUUGUCCAUCGACAGACUACCUCUAGGGUUCCGAUUCAGGCCGUCGGACGAGGAGCUCAUAAAUCAUUACCUGAGGUUGAAGGUAAACGGUCGUGAUUCCGAGGUCGAAGUCAUACGUGAAGUCGAUAUCUGCAAAUGGGAGCCCUGGGACUUACCUGGGCUUUCGGUGAUAAAGACGGAGGACCCGGAGUGGUUCUUCUUCUGCCCACGAGAUAGGAAAUAUCCAAAUGGGCACCGAUCAAACAGGGCUACUGAUGCUGGCUAUUGGAAGGCUACAGGGAAGGACCGCACUAUCAAGUCUGGUAGACCUAAUCAAAGCUUGAUUGGGAUGAAGAAGACUUUGGUUUUCUACAGAGGUCGUGCCCCCAAAGGUCAGCGUACUCGUUGGAUUAUGCACGAGUAUCGGCCCACCCUGAAGGAGCUAGAUGGAACUGGUCCAGGCCAGAGUGCCUUUGUUAUCUUUCGAUUGUUCCGGAAGCCUGAGGAGAAUAUUGAGAGUCAAAAGUAUGAUGAGGUGGAGAAUAAUGGAUUAUCUCCUACUACAAGCAAAUCCUCUCCCGAUGACAUGACAUCAGAUCUAGUUGAAGAAGCAGAAACAUCCGCAAUGCAGGAAGGAAAGGAGACUGAAGGAGCAGAGAAGCAGUUUGACCAGUUGAACAAUAUGGCUCCUAACACUCUAGUACCUGUUCAGAGCUGCUCCAAUAGUCAUAUGACUUCGGAUGGCGAAGAUCAUCCAACAGUUGCGACUCCAAUGAAUGAAUAUACAAUGCUUAAUGGAAAUUCAGACAUGUACAAUCCCAUGGAUGACCAAAUUGAUUGCAAAGUAUUUCCCCCCAAGCAGUCGCAAAUUCUAGCAGAAUUGACACCACCCUACAUGGAUUCGCCCUAUGCCAGUGAUUUUGGUGAUGAUCACAAUUGGUUGCAAUUUCAGAAUGGUUCUUGUGAAGAAGAUGUAUCCUUCAGUGAUUUAUUUGAUGGCUCAUUUACUAACAAUGAUGAGUGUUCUGGUGAAGAGUCAACAAGUCGGAAGAACUCAGUUGUUGGAAGUGCGACUCAGCUACCUGGUCAUGAAUGCGUGUUGCAGACUAUACCACCUGAAUAUUCCAACAAUCAUGACAAUGAUAUUUACAACCACACCAACGCAGAAAUGUCCAGCUUACAGCAUGAUCCAGGGAUGGGCACACCCAGGAGCUAUAAUGAGCUUUUAGAUAGCAAGGAAUUGCUUCAGAUUCCAGCGUCAUUGGUAUCUUGGCCAUUACUUGGUGAAGAAAGUAGAAAUAAUGUGGGCGACCUAGGGAAUAUUUCUGUCGGGCAGGAUGCUUCAUCUGCAUAUCUCGCCAUGGGUUCAUUCUAUGAUAUAUGCAACAAUGUGGACAGAUCAAUUUGGCAAAACAAUCCUCUGGAGUAUGGCAGUAAUGGUAGUGGAACUGGAAUCAAAAUCAUAAACCGCCAGCUUCGGCAGCAACCUAAUCCAAACAAUUUUGCGAAUCAAGGAACUGCUCCUAGGAGAAUUCGUCUACAGAUAAAAAAUUCACUUGGGUCAGUUGGCAAUGGUGAGGGGAACAAUUCAAUCUACUUUGCAAACGAAGAUGAACCUCUGCCAUCAUCUACUGAGGCCAGCAAAACUACCAAACAGACUGCUAUGCCCGAGAAGUCCGUGGAUGGGAAAACCAUUGAUGUUGGUGACCCAAGAAACAAAAUUAGAACUCAUAGAACUCGUCGGCUCCGACGCCGACGGAAUACGGAGUCAAAGACUAAUAACUCUUCGUCUGAGACAGUUGGCAAUGGCAAGAUUGGAGAUGCAACCUCUGGAGAUGGUGUCCAGUCAGCGGUCACAGAGGCUACUGAAGCUGCAGUACCUGGCCCGACCUUUAAGCCGGAAAAUGAGACCCAGCUGCCCAAAAUCAAAAGCAGCUACAAGGAAACCACUGACGAAUUGUCUGGAAAACUGAGGUUAAGGGCGAGUCAGUAUGAUGAUUAUGGGAGCAGGCAAAUAGAGUCGCCUUCGAUCACGAAGGCACCAUCCCCCACACUCCAUAGCCAAAUUUACUCUAAAGUCUACAGUGCCAGCAUUUUCCUGGUGGUAGCUAUUUCUAUGGUUUCUAUUGGGGUGUGGAUGUAUGGUAGAUGAUUGUUGGGUCUGGUGUUGAUUGCAUUGGCAUAGCCAUAUAUUAUAUAUAUCCUAUAAGGCUGUAACAUGCUGAACCCCCACCUGUUUUCUUCAUCCGUGAGGCCGCCCGAUGUUGUAAUAAUCAAAAUAUCAUCAGGAGAUUAUAUUCAUAGCUUCUAUUUAUCUUUCAAAAUUAUCCUUUUC
This is a messenger RNA of Tripterygium wilfordii, 2413 nucleotides long. RefSeq names its product protein NTM1-like 9. The transcript is spliced from 7 exons. Gene Ontology annotation, molecular function: DNA binding. Lineage: Eukaryota; Viridiplantae; Streptophyta; Magnoliopsida; Celastrales; Celastraceae. Gene Ontology annotation, biological process: regulation of DNA-templated transcription. The record is from RefSeq and is a predicted model, not a curated record. Bases 92 to 2230 code for a protein of 712 amino acids.